Carassius gibelio (silver crucian carp) is the source of this 3569-nucleotide messenger RNA. Its product is annotated as arf-GAP with Rho-GAP domain, ANK repeat and PH domain-containing protein 1. The transcript has 23 exons. Gene Ontology annotation, biological process: signal transduction. NCBI's taxonomy places the organism in Eukaryota, Metazoa, Chordata, Actinopteri, Cypriniformes, Cyprinidae. Bases 15 to 3026 code for a protein of 1003 amino acids. The record is from RefSeq and is a predicted model, not a curated record. Gene Ontology annotation, molecular function: GTPase activator activity.
AGCUCACUCAGUUCAUGACUUGUAGGUUUAAAGUGCACCUGACUUUCACCCAACCCAUGAGCGCGUGCGAGAGCAGAAACCGGUCCAACUCGCGCCUCAACAUCCGCCUCCUUCAGUGCGUCUUCAUUCUCCAGAAGAGCGUCAGGAUGUCUGUGUCUGAUCCCCCUGAUAUCAUACCUGUGCCGAAGCCUCGAUCGAGGUAUUUUCGAGAAGGUGUACUUCAGCCGUCAUCCAGUGAAAGAAAUGGCCAGUUGCUUUGUCCAGAUGUUACAGCUGAUACACAGAUGAAAUCUGAAGAAGAAGAAAGCGAUAUCAAGCAUGAAGUUAGUGUGGAUGAUGCGUUUAGACCGAUGCGGUCCAUCUCUGCACUCCCUGAUCCUCAACAUGUCAGUGACACACUUCCAUGGCCAGAUACACCUCACAUUAGUUCCAGUCCAUCUCCAGAUUCGGCCAGAGCCGCUGAUGCAGUGUCUUCUGAUGAUUGUCCCGUGACUCCAGACUUGCUCAGCAAUGAUCGCCACGAUUCCAACGACGACAGUUUAACAGAUCUUGGGACAGAGGUGCGGACAGAAACUUGCACCAGUGAAGGAAUCCAUCAAGUUCCCAAAUCCCAGGAUGUUCAGAGCAAACCUGGCAGACCCAAUAAACCAAGGGCUGCAACUAUUCGUGUGAGCAGGAAGAAGCAGAAACUAUCAGGACCGCACCAGAAAGCCGAACCGUCUCGCAGUGAGUGUGUGGUGGCACAAUCCAGCUGGCUCGACGUGUGGAGGGGACGCAAGCACAAUGUUCUGUGGGUCAGUCUUGAUGGACAUGUCAUCUCAAUGUGGAAAAAGCGCACAGACAAGUUCACAGAAUAUGUGUUUCACGUAACAAGCAUCACCAACAUACGUGAGCAGGAUCAAGGACGCUUCUCCAUCCAUUUACAGAAGAAGCACUUUGAGUUCAUGGCUCACAGUGAAGCUGUGCGGCAGCUCUGGUUGACGUCUCUCUACACCUCUCGAGGAAGUGAAGCGAUCACUGCACCCAAACAACACGGACCGCUGACCAUGAAAGACCCGCGGAAAAAGGUGUACACUGCUAUCCGUGGAUUCUCCCUUUGGAUUUACAGCAGCAAAGAGGACUUCACUGUGGGUCUUGGCAUGAUGUUCGUGUCGAUGAAUAUAGCGUCUGUGAAGGCGACGGGCCGUCACAGUUUCAGUCUCAUUACUCCAUACAGGACCUUCAAUUUCUCUGCAGACUCUGCGAAGGAGACGGCCGCGUGGCUGGAGAGUCUGAAUGAAGUGAUCCGCAGCGCUCUGUCCUACAGCGAGGUGGCUCUUCGACUCUGGUCCAGUCCCUGUAACAAAGUGUGCGCUGACUGUGGCGCGGCUAACCCCGAGUGGGCAUCAGUGAACCUGCUGGUGGUCAUCUGUGAGGCCUGCGCGGGCGCACAUCGAUCCAUGGGCAGCAACUGGUCCAAAGUGCGAAGUCUCAAACUAGAUAAUAAGGUUUGGACGGAGCCUUUAAUUAAGUUGUUUGUGCUGUAUGGGAAUAAAGCUGCCAGCGGUGUUUGGGGUCACAGCAUCCCUCCGACGGAGCAGAUCAGUCCUGACGUCUCUCCCGAUCAGAGGCUGGAGUUUAUCCUCGCCAAAUACCGCAAAGGACUUUACCGUAAAGCUCACCCGCUCGCCACAAGCCAGAAACUGCUUGACCAGAGGCUGCGUGAGGUGGUUUGUGGUCCUGAUGUGGAGGAGACGCUGUCUCUGCUGUGUUCUGGAGCCAGAGUCUCCUGCAGCAUCACAGAUCCUGAUCUUCGCUCUGCCAUCAGCGAGGCCGAGAGCGCUGGACAAACCCUGCAGACCGAGCUACUCCGACACAAUGAGUUUGUGGCGGCACCUGACUUUGUGCAAACAAGACAUUCAGAGGAGCAGAUAGAGGAGCUCCAUGGAAAGCUGGAUGAGGAGCGUUUCUUGUUCUCGCAGGAGAACGAGUCUGCGGCUUGUGAUGUGCUGGAUUUGACAGAAGUCAUCUCCGUGUUCGACUGCUCUGCUGGGCAAACCCAUGAGUUUGAAGCGUUAUCGCUGACAGACAGUGUGAUCUGCAGAGCAGACGGACGAGACGCCCUCCUCAAACACAUGCUUCAUAUCAUGAAGAUUGUGCUGGCGGGUGUCGUGGUGGAGGAGGAUCUGCUGGGGGUCUGUGCCGUCUCCAGAGCCUCCAUACGAGAGGGUGCAGCGCUGCAGUGUGCAGAAGUGUGGUGCACCCUUCACGACGGAGAGAUGAGCAUCCACACCAAACACGGCUCCACAGACACCGUGACCCUGGACAGUCAGACACGCUGCCAUCUGCAGCGCUCCGAGAACUGCAUCCUGCUGGAGUUUCCUGACCGGACGUUGCACAUGCAGUUUGAGCUGGAGCACAGCUGUGUGCGAUGGCAUGAGCUCGUUCAGAGGGCUCUGAGCUCGACCACAGACGGACCACAGCGCUCAGGAACCGUGCCCUGCUCUAUAGACAGGUGCAUCUCUCACAUCACACAGCACGGGCUGACGGUGGAGGGUUUGUACCGGCGCUGUGGAGUCGCUCCUCAGAUCAGUAAGCUUGUGGACGACCUGAGCGUUUCUCCCAGAAGAGCGCUUCUGAAAACAGACGAGCUCUCCAUCCUGGACAUUUCAGGAGCUCUGAAACAGAUCCUGCGGCAGAGCUUUGAGAUCAUACCGCACGCACACAGACCGCUCUGGCUGAAAGCCGCAGUGCUCUCAGACGAGAAACAGAGACUACAGACGUACCACAAACUGCUUAAACAGCUUCCUCCAGACAACCGUGUGACUCUGGCUGCUCUGUGUGGACACCUGCACAUUGUUCAGAAGCACAGUCAGCAGAACCGCAUGACGGCUCAUAAUCUGGCCGUGAUCUUUGUGGUCACGCUGUUCCAGGAGCUCGCCAUGAACCCAGCCUUGAGACAACUCACCAAAGAGCUGAUCCUGCGCCACAGAGAGAUCUUCACGAAUCAUGUGGAGACCGGUGGAGACAUCAUCACUGUAUUGUGAAGAGCUGUUUCUCUUUAUGAUCGGGGACCGAAUAAACUCAUCAGCGUCGUGACUGCAUUACAUAUGACUCUAAUAAUAAUAUUGAAAGAAGAGCAUCCAAGAUGAAUAUGAGUUUGUUUCUUUAUCAGUGUCUCAUCAAUGGAUGCUCUGCAGUGGAUGGGUGCCGUCAGAGUCCUAACAGCUGAUAUAACAUCACAAUAAUCCACAAGAAACCCAGUCCAUCAGUCAAUGUCUUUAGAAGACAAACGCUGUCUGGUGAUUUGUGUGAUACUUUUUAAAAUGUUGUUUUUGUCACUAACUUUUUUUUUUUUCAUACAAUGGAAGUCAAUGGCUACCGGUAUCUGUUCGGUUACCCACUUUAAUAUCACAGUGUAUUUACCUACCCAUUUAAUUAUAUUUAUCAUGCUGGCAAUGAAAUGUCCAGUGGGGUGUGUGUGUGUGUGUGUGUAUAAUAAAUGACAGACUGCAUUCAAGAGUGUGUCAUGCUUUAUUGUUACUCAGAAUUACAUGUGUACAUUAAUGAAUAAAUGCAUUCAAACAGGA